This is a messenger RNA of Dioszegia hungarica, 1107 nucleotides long. RefSeq lists its product as uncharacterized. The transcript is spliced from 7 exons. Lineage: Eukaryota; Fungi; Basidiomycota; Tremellomycetes; Tremellales; Bulleribasidiaceae. The coding region runs from base 1 to 1107 and encodes 368 amino acids. The record is from RefSeq and is a predicted model, not a curated record.
AUGGAGAAGUUCUCACAGUGGAGAGACCCUGCGACGGGUAUAAAUCCAUUCGUACCGGUCCGAACGAGCUCGUCGGCGUUGUCGACAUUGCUCCUUCCGGUCGGGCUGGUACUCGCUCUCUUGAGAGGUGUACUCCUUGCUGGAGUUGUGCUUCUCCAUGUUAUCCUGGUCGAGGGUCUCUGUGCCCUCUUCAAACCCGUUCCGGCGCUAUAUCGACCCCUAUCGUCCCUCUUCACAGCCAUCACCUGCCGCUUGGCAUUGGGAUGUUUGGGAUACUUUUGGAUUAACGCAGAGACUGCUUCUGCGAAGAGAGGGGCUCAAGGGGUCGCUCAAGCGGUCAGAGAGCCAAAGAAGGGAGAUUUGAUCGUUUCGAACUGGACGAGCUAUGUCGAGGUGCUGUAUCUGGCAUUCAGAUACAACCCCACUUUCCUCCUUCCGAUCUUCUCCCCCGCCCCACCCUCCUCAACACCCCUGACCGGCCGACACACCGGCACCGGUUCCGCCCAGCUGUCCACUACCCUCCCUCAGCCCCCCUUCUUGGGGUAUCGGCCAUUCACCCUCUUCUCCAUGCUACGACGUACGGGAUGUCUCCCGGAAGUGUGCUCGACGCCGCCAGUGGGGAUGUACAAGACGCUCAAGGAGGCAAGGCGGGCGGAGGCGGGUGUGGUGUGUCUGUUUCCGGAGGGGACGACGGGGAAUGGACGGGCGGUGUUGAGGGUGAGUGAGGGCGUGUUGGCGGAUGGGGAUGUGGGUAGUGGGGAGGGGGUGGUGUGGGUGAAGUACGCAAAACAUACCAACGCGUGCCCACUCCCUCAACCUCUUCCACACCUCUACUCCAUCCUCUCCUCCUUCACCUCCAACUCCCUCCUCAUCCGCACGCUCCACCCCUCGGCUUCACCCUCAUCCCCCUCGUUCCUACCUUCCGAUAUCCUCUCGUCCAUCUCGGGCGGACUCGAAGGGGUAGGGCGGGACGGUACCGGCGCAUGGCGAGAAGCGGUGAUGGCUGUGCUGGCAGAGACGGGUCGUACGAGGAGAGUGAGGGGCAUGGGAUGGGUCGAGAAGGGGAGCUUUCUGGAGUAUGCGCGAACGGGCAAGAAGGGGAGAUGA